This is a messenger RNA of Lepisosteus oculatus (spotted gar), 1019 nucleotides long. NCBI's taxonomy places the organism in Eukaryota, Metazoa, Chordata, Actinopteri, Semionotiformes, Lepisosteidae. The record is from RefSeq and is a predicted model, not a curated record.
UUCAGAUUGCCAAUGCAUGAACUCCAGUUCAGAGGCAAGAAUUCUUGAAGACUCUGCCUCUUGAAGAUAACCCCAUUGCCAAGGCAGUCCUGCAGAUCUGGACGAAGGCUUGAGGAAGAAGGUCUUCGCCUCUGUGUGACGAUCUUCUCUGAAAAGGGGAGGGCAGAGCUCAGAGCACAUCUGCAGGUUCAGUGCGUUAGAGAAAGUGUGUCAGAUUAACCUCGGGCGGGUGUGCAGGAUGGCUGCCUCACGCUGCUUUCUCCUUUCUGCUAUCUGUGCUCUGUGCGUGGCGACUCUGCCAGCGACCAGCGGACUGGAGGCCAUGCACGCAAACGCCUGGUAUCCGGGGGAAAUCAACGUGACUGCACGAGGAGCCGAUGUCCUCGUGUCUUUCUCUCUCGCCCCGGCGGAAUUCAACAUCCUGCAGUACGUCGUGUUUCACGGAGAAGUGAGGGAGGGACAGAGCAAGCCUGCGAAAGUCCAGGCCACUCGAGUGCUGGUCAGCCCUCUCAACAUCACUGGACAGACGGUGCUUCACAAUCUCAAGCCAGGGAGAACCUACAGCAUCAUGGUUGCAGCUGAUAUUGAGGAUGCUAUAAGGAAAGCAGUGAGUUUCACUUUUCCUGCAGCUACAGAUGAGAACAACGUGUUUGUGAACGGGACCAAAGAUAACUGCACCAGCUUAGAAGGUGUCUUGCCCUGGAUUGUGGGUUCUACUGGCCUCCUGAUUCUGCUACUGAUACUGAACACCGUGUUCUGGGCACUCAGCUACCACCGGGACCAGAGGUCGGCAUUGCUUCACGAGUCACCACUCGCCUACAGAGCGCCUCGGUGCCCCGCCACAUGCAAGCUGUCUGAUUCCUUUUGAUUAUCAUGAAUUCAUCCAUCCAUCCAGUUCCUAACCAUUUCAUCCAGUGCAGAGGAGCUGGAGCCACACUGGACUUCGCCAGGCAGAUACACGCACACACUCACCACUCUCACACCAGGGCCAGUUUUCCCAGAUGCCAGUUAGCCUGCCA